This is a messenger RNA of Marasmius oreades (fairy-ring Marasmius), 498 nucleotides long. RefSeq lists its product as uncharacterized. Lineage: Eukaryota; Fungi; Basidiomycota; Agaricomycetes; Agaricales; Marasmiaceae. The record is from RefSeq and is a predicted model, not a curated record. The coding region runs from base 1 to 498 and encodes 165 amino acids. The transcript has 3 exons.
AUGCCCGUUUUCCAUCGAGGAGCUUCCGUUUCGGCUGCCACCGAGGAUAUUUCAGCUGCUAGUGAUGAUAACGGUAGCCUGUUGACGAAGUUUCUUGUCUUGGGAGGACUUGUUCUUGCGGCGGUAGUAGUGGCCAGAAAGUGGUUCUAUCCAUACACUGUGGAAGAUCUUGAGAGCCGAGUGAUGUCCAUCGAUACGCUCCUCAAGAAAAACAUGGAUCUCCAGUGGAAUAUACUCGGGAAUUCUGGACCUGGUUUUUGGCGGGAGCUGGAGGAGCGUAAUGACGAAGUACGUCUAAUCAAGACAAACAUGAACGCGGAACCGGAUAGGACGAAGAUCGUGGCGUGGCUGGCUUUCAAGUGGUCUCAACUGCAUGGAAUCAAAGUGUGCUACUUGAGGUUGCAAGAGCUGCAAGAGCUGCAAUUGAAUGUUACGGUCAAGAUAGAAGAGCGCAUGCAGAACUUGCGCCCAGACAAUAACCCGAUGCUCACCUCGUAG